Molecule: messenger RNA, 1698 nt
Organism: Ananas comosus (pineapple)
Lineage: Eukaryota; Viridiplantae; Streptophyta; Magnoliopsida; Poales; Bromeliaceae
Product: probable protein phosphatase 2C 8
Exons: 3
Coding region: 165-1478 (437 amino acids)
Biological process (GO): protein dephosphorylation
Cellular component (GO): nucleus; cytosol
Molecular function (GO): cation binding; protein serine/threonine phosphatase activity
Source: RefSeq, a predicted model, not a curated record
CUCUCUCUCUCUCUCUCUCUCUCUCUCUCUCCCGUUCCUAGCUAACCUAUCGCAGAGGCGUGUGCGCGCGCGCGUCUCUAUUAAUAAUGUUCUCUCGCCUCAUUCCCUCUCUUCUCUUCCUCGCUUUGUAACGCAAGCGAUGAGCGGGAGCUGGAGCGGGAGCGAUGGAGAACAAAACGAGAGAUAGUGACAAUAAAAAGGACGAGGACAAGGGCGAGAGGGCCGUACCCGUUUGCUGCGGCGAGGAAUUGGAGGGGGCCCCGUGCAAAGUGUCCUCCUCGUCGGCGCGUCGCCGGAGGGCGGCGCUCCGCCGCAUGAAAUCGGAAGCCCUAACGGGGUCCGCUAAGCGGCUGAGGAAUCGUGAGGCGAAGCCCGAUUCGCCGCCGCCGUCGUCGUCCUCGUCCUCCUCCUCCUCCUCGUCGCCGUCGUCGUCUUCGUCGUCGCCGACCUCGGCGGCGUCAGAUCCGGACGGGGAGGGCCCCGCCGUGGGGAUCCUGGCGGCGGCGGCGGCGGCCGGGAUAGGUUUCCCAAGCCUGUCGCACGGGGAGGUGUCGGUGAUCGGGCGGCGGAGGGAGAUGGAGGACGCGGUGACGGUGGCGCUGGGGUUCGCCGGGUCGCCGGAGGCGGCGGCGGGGUACGACUUCUUCGGGGUGUACGACGGUCACGGCGGGGCGCGGGUGGCUCAGGCGUGCCGGGAUCGGAUGCACGUCGUGCUCGCCGAGGAGGCGGCGAAGCGUCGCCGGCGGCGGAGGGCGACGCCGGUGAAGGGGGAAGAGGAGAUGGAGAUGGAGAUGGCGAUGGCGAUGGCGCUGGGAGAUGAUGAGGAGGAUGAGGAGCUGGGGAGGUGGAGGGCGGCGAUGGCGGCGAGCUUCGCGAGGGUGGACGGGGAGGUGUCGGAGGCGGCGGAGGGAGGGGGAUCGGGGGCGGCGGAGAAGACGGUGGGCUCCACGGCGGUGGUGGCCGUGGUGGGGGCGCGGCGCAUCGUCGUCGCCAACUGCGGCGACUCGAGGGCGGUGCUCUCCCGCGGCGGCGUCGCCGUCCCCCUCUCCUCGGACCACAAGCCUGAUAGACCAGAUGAGAUGGAGAGGGUGGAAGCAGCUGGUGGCAGGGUGAUCAACUGGAAUGGUUAUCGCGUCCUCGGAGUCCUAGCCACUUCUAGAUCAAUAGGCGACUACUAUCUCAAGCCGUACGUGAUAUCCGAGCCCGAGAUCAACGUUAUGGACCGGACGGACAAGGACGAGUUCCUCAUCUUGGCGACCGACGGGCUGUGGGACGUGGUGUCGAACGAAGUCGCGUGCAAGAUAACAAGAAACUGUCUUAGCGGGCGGAUGGCCGCGGCGUUCCCUGACGCCGUCAGCGGCCGCACCGCUGCCGACGCCGCCGCUCUUCUGGUGGAGCUGGCGAUGUCUCGCGGGAGUAAAGACAACAUUAGCGUGGUAGUCGUCGAGUUGAGAAGAUUACAUAACAAGUCUAGAUGAUUUAAAAAACGAAGCUUUCUCUAGGCUAUAUAUUUGUUCUUUUUACUUUUUGAGUGGAUUACUAAACGGGAAAUCCCAUGGUGGAGGGGCUCUAAUCGAUGUAUGAUACCAUUAACAGUGCUGAGCCGUGCAAGGAAUGGAAAGCUCUGGUUUAAGUUGUUUUCCGCAAUGUAUUGCUUGUCUUUGUUUUUAUUUGAUAUUAAUUUUUUAUUUUUAUGGA